Molecule: messenger RNA, 478 nt
Organism: Heterobilharzia americana
Lineage: Eukaryota; Metazoa; Platyhelminthes; Trematoda; Strigeidida; Schistosomatidae
Source: the annotation of a GenBank genome assembly
GGCUAUUCAAGGUGAAAGACAUAAGAAGGCUUCAAGUGUCUUAGUACCGUUGCCUUCCUGGUAUAGGCCGUAUUCCGUGGAGUCACCAUGUGAGUAAAGCUGAAGUCAGGUGCAGAGUUUUAGGUAACAGUGGUAAGUCAGCUGAUAUGUUUGUGAACCUUCAUCGACUGAGAUGGUUGGGAUAUGUGUUACAUAUGCCUAGUCACUGUCUGCCUCGUCACACAAUGUUGUCCGAAGUAGGCCCAGGCUGGAAAAAGGCUCGCGGCGGCCAGACUAAAACAUGGUAUCCAUGCAUGAAAUCCUUGACUGUUGGUUUGAGGCAUAUGGAGCAACGCAGACCAGUCGGUUGGGGUCUUUGGGACAAGAGCAAACAGUGGUUGGAGACUCUAAGUGAUAUGGCUGAGAACCGAUGUCAUUGGUGCAGGUGUAUACACACAUUAUCCUCAUCCGAAUCCUAUACCUAAUCUUACCGUUUUCU